This is a messenger RNA of Meleagris gallopavo (turkey), 2245 nucleotides long. Lineage: Eukaryota; Metazoa; Chordata; Aves; Galliformes; Phasianidae. The record is from RefSeq and is a predicted model, not a curated record.
UGCUUGGAUCAAGUUGCUGGGGCUAUAAAGGUCUCUGACGUGGCUGCGGAGUUGGGAGGAACAGUUCUCCUUGGAAAGAGAAUCAAGAGCCUCUGCCCUGUGCCACGGCAGCCAAAUUUCGGGGUGAGGCGCUAGGUCGGUGGUGGUUAUGCCCGGGUGCUGCUGCAGCAUCUUUUAGGGGAAAGGAGAGCAAGAGGAAAGCGGAGCGUCUCGGAGCAUCCCGCAGCAGCGCGCCAUGCCCAUUGCUCGCCCCACCGGCCGCAUCCCCGAAGCUGCUUGGACUUCUGGCAUCAGGGAGCUAACAGAGCCCUGGAAAGGUGCCUUGGGCUGCCUCGGCGUGGCUGUCUUCUUCGCCAUGACCAUCGGCAUCAUCUCCUGGCAGGCCUUGGAGCAGCCCCCGGAGGAGUGGAUGCUGCGAGGCCAGGCAAGCGGGAUGCUGUGGGAUCGCCGCCGCGGUGCCCUGCUCCUGCGGGCGCUGCCGAUGGGACGGCCACUGGUGUCCAUCACAGUGGGUAGCGUGCCAGCCUCAGAGCCGCCUCCACCGCGGGAUCGGUGCUGGCAGGACGGCACAGAGUUCUGCUAUGCGUGGGAGGAGGAGGCUGAGCUCCGCAUCUCGCUCCAACCCACCCCAGCCCCUGGCACCGAGUGCUAUAGUGUCCGCUGGAACCCGCUGCGCCCUGAUGUGGUGCUGAAGGAUUGCUUCUCCAUGGUCAAUGUCUCAUGGUAUGGAGGUGCGAGCCUCUGUGCCCAGCGUUGGCCCCUCAACAGUGCUGAGAGCCCCGAGCAGCCCUUUGUCAGUGGAGAUUUCAGCAAAAACCCCACUGGGUACGGCCCUGUGCUGGAGAGAUACUUCUUAGGGUCAACAGGAGUGACAGUGACAGUGGCACCUGAUGUGUCCCUGGUCCUCUCACUGGAGAGCCAUUGGCAUUUCUGCCUGGGAGGAGCUGGAGGCCCCCUGCACUACAUCCUCUGCAUCAGCCCCAACAUCACGACCGCACACCGGCAUGUGGGCACCCAGCUGGCAGGGCAAACACGGGCAUUGCCUGAUACAACCCUGCUGUGGUCUCCUAUCUGGCAGUAUGAUGGUCCAGUGGGUUCUGCUGCCAAAAUUAAGCGGGGUCUGAGAUCGCUGGCAAGGAGACUGAAGCGGCAUCGCAUGCAAGAGGGAGUCCUGGCCCUGGGGGAGCAUGGCACUGCUGCACUUGCCACCAUGGACCACGUGCCUGUAGAGCGAAGGAAGAGGCAUGGCGCACCCCAUGCCUGGGACCCAGCAAUGAUCUUCCCGCUGCGGCUCUCCAUCACUCUAUCCCCCUACGCCAGCAUCGCUGCCCCGCUCUUCCUGCACUUGCUGCGGGACGGUGAGACCGGCUACUGGCUGAGCCUGCAGCCCCGCUAUGGGGGCUGCUCGAUCCCGUUGCUGACAACAUGGAAGGGACAGCUUUGUGCCCGCCUGAACAUCACCAAUGAGGCGGCACUGAGCUGGUACUUGUCCCGUGCCCGGGGCCUGCGGCACAAGUUGGGUGCCACAUACGUGAUCUUUGAGGGUGCUGAGGGUAAUGCCUUCCUGGAGCAAGCCGUGUCCCCUCCUGCUGAACUGGCUGGUGACCAAUACGCUGAGAUGCUGGCAGCAGCACUGGUGAAACUAGGGAAUGCCACUGUCAUCAGCGUCGGUGCCAGAUCUAGUCAUCUACCACUCUUUGUCCAGAUGAGCCCACUGCACUCAGACUGGAGCCACGCUGGACUGAAGGGGUUAAUUCCCUCCGCACUGCACUACAGCCUUUUGGGUUACAACUUCUUCAUCCCUGAUACAGUGGGAGGCAGCCUGGCUGGUGACACCCCAGGGGACCCGGAGCUGUAUGUGAGGUGGUUGCAGAUUGUGACGUUCCUCCCUGUGAUGGCCUUUGGCACACCACCCUGGCUCUGCUGUGACUCCUGGGUCCUGAAUCUUACCCGGCAAUGCAUACAGAGGCACAGGGAUUUUGUGGUGCCAGUCAUCAUAAAAUAUAGCAAGGAAUGGCUUAGUUCAGGGUACCCUAUCUUCCGCCCAGCAUGGUGGCUCAGCCCCACGGACCCGACUGCUUUCACCGUUGAGGAUGAAUUUCUCAUUGGAGAUGAGGUAGGGAAUGUAGAGACAAUUUCCCUCAAGGGUAAUUUGGGAAAAUACAGAGCUUCCUGCAGUUGUCCACUCCUGCACGCCCUCUUCAAGUACAAAGCUCAAAUAGAGGGUGCUCAAAACUGAAAUGUU